AUGUCCUUGCAAUUGGAAAAUGGUAACGAGUUUGGCGACGAAAAUUUCCAUGAUGCUAGCGACGACCCAUUCUCUCCAUUUCCUCCUGCUCCAUCCAUUUUGACCCAAAUAGAUCAUAACUCCAUAACCAACAACUACGCAAGAGUAGUGCAAUGGGGAAUGCACAAAGGCACUUACGACACCAGACACUUCCGCUGCUAUAGAGAUGAUUGUAGAAGAGCACUUCCAGGAAAGUGCAAUUUCCACAACUACUUGCCUUAUGUUCCGCUGCCCCUAGGAAGAAAUAUGGUGACUUCACUGAUUGAAUGCAACACUCCAGACGUCAAUUCUAGAACUCCAGAGAAUGAACAAAGUGAAGGUGAGGCUACAAUGGAAAGAACAACGCAGGACUUUGAAAGUCAACUAUCAUCCCUCCUAUGUGACUUGUUGGAUCAGAUCGACCACGGUAGAAAACGUUUGAGAACCAGGAUACAUAUUGGGAGAGAAAGGCUAGAAGUCACAUACAAGAAAGUAUCUACAAUAAUAGAUGAAACAAGUGUCUGA
Molecule: messenger RNA, 543 nt
Organism: Scheffersomyces stipitis CBS 6054
Lineage: Eukaryota; Fungi; Ascomycota; Pichiomycetes; Serinales; Debaryomycetaceae
Exons: 1
Coding region: 1-543 (180 amino acids)
Source: RefSeq, a predicted model, not a curated record